ACGAAGGAACGGAACAAAAGAGAGAGAGAGAGAGAGAGAGAGAAAGAUAGACCCGGCUUCGUCGAGCGGUACGUCGAAGCGAAAGAGCUAGUGUCCAUAGUGUGCCAGCCAGUACGGGUGUACUUCGACCAGCGCCAUCGUCACUCGCCAGCAUCGACAUGGAGGAUACGAAAGCGGAAUAGUGUCGUUGAGAUGCGGUGAAGUAGUCCCGAGACAUGAAGAGAGCGCGACCGUGGGCCGCGUGGGUUUCUCUGAGUCGGGACCGGCGAUAGCAGAGCCGCGAUCAAAAUGAGCAUACUAAACACGGAUUCGGAGAACCGCGUGAUCCUGAACGUGGGCGGUAUCCGGCACGAGACGUACAAGGCCACCCUGAAGAAGAUCCCCGCGACCAGGCUGUCAAAGUUGACCGAGGCACUGGGCAACUACGACCCGAUCCUCAACGAGUACUUCUUCGACAGGCAUCCGGGGGUCUUCGCCCAGGUGCUCAAUUACUAUCGCACCGGCAAGCUUCACUAUCCGACCGACGUGUGCGGCCCGUUGUUCGAGGAGGAGCUGGACUUUUGGGGCCUCGACUCCAAUCAGGUGGAGCCAUGUUGCUGGAUGACGUACACCCAGCAUCGGGACACGCAGGAAACGCUGACAGUCCUCGACAGGUUGGACCUCGAUACCGAGAAGCCGACGGACGAGGAACUGGCAAGGAAGUUCGGCUUCGAGGAGGCGUAUUACGAGGGCACUCUCACGUGGUGGCAGAAGCUCAAGCCUCAAAUGUGGUCGCUGUUCGAUGAGCCCUACUCCUCGCUGGCAGCCAAGGUGAUUAGCAUAGUCUCGGUUCUGUUCAUCUGUAUCUCGAUCUUGUCAUUCUGCCUGAAGACGCACCCGGACAUGCGGGUGCCGGUGAUCGUGAACCGAUCGGUGAACACGGGCAACGGUAGCUCCUGGGCGGUGGACAAGACGCACACGAAUGCCCACGACUUCUUUUUCUACAUCGAGUGCGUGUGCAACGCUUGGUUCACCAUCGAGUUCCUCAUACGGAUCACCGCUAGCCCGAACCGUUGCGUGUUCAUCAAGAGUUCGGUGAACCUGAUCGACAUGGUCGCCACGUUGAGCUUCUACCUGGACCUGGCGUUGCAACGUUUCGCCUCCCACCUGGAGAACGCCGACAUCCUCGAGUUCUUGAGCAUCAUACGUAUCAUGAGACUGUUCAAGCUGACCCGUCACUCGUCCGGCCUCAAGAUCCUCAUCCAAACGUUCCGCGCCUCCGCCAAGGAGCUCACGCUGCUGGUCUUCUUCCUCGUCCUUGGCAUCGUGAUAUUCGCCAGCCUGGUCUACUACGCGGAGCGUACGCAGUACAAUCCGAAGAACGACUUCAAGAGCAUACCGUUGGGCCUUUGGUGGGCACUGGUCACGAUGACCACCGUCGGCUACGGUGACAUGGUGCCGAAGACCUACGUGGGGAUGUUCGUCGGCGCGUUGUGCGCCCUCGCCGGUGUCCUCACGAUCGCCCUGCCGGUGCCCGUGAUCGUCAGCAACUUUGCGAUGUAUUACAGUCACACGCAGGCGCGAGCCAAGCUACCGAAGAAGAGACGCCGCGUAUUACCGGUCGAGCAGCCGAGGGUGCGAACGCUGGGCGCGCCGUUGGGCGCGGCCGGGGUCGCUGGCACCAUGGGACCGCCGGGCUGCACCCAGCAGCACAUGCAGUCGGGCGGGCCGACAUCCGGGGCCGGUGGCCUGGCCCCUGGUCUUGGACAGACGCCCGGCGUCGGCUGCGCCGGCGGCAUCGGCCCUCAAAACAGACGGAUGAACGCCAUCAAGACCAAUCAUCCCAAGGAUGUUUCGUUCGCCACGAAAACAGAGGAGGACCGGAGGAACUCUAACCUGCGGACCAACGGGACCAAGACAGCCGGAGGUUUGGGUUAAAAAAAGA
Molecule: messenger RNA, 1924 nt
Organism: Frieseomelitta varia
Lineage: Eukaryota; Metazoa; Arthropoda; Insecta; Hymenoptera; Apidae
Gene: Shaw
Product: potassium voltage-gated channel protein Shaw
Exons: 6
Coding region: 289-1917 (542 amino acids)
Biological process (GO): potassium ion transmembrane transport; protein homooligomerization
Cellular component (GO): neuronal cell body membrane; dendrite membrane; axon
Molecular function (GO): protein binding; delayed rectifier potassium channel activity
Source: RefSeq, a predicted model, not a curated record